AACUCAAGAAGAAAUGUAUAGAAUAGUGAAUGUGUUGGAGAAUUUUGAAGGACCCACAGUCAAAGAAUGCAUGAAGAUUUUGAAGAGGCUUUUGACUUAUGAGGAUCCAUUAUACUAUGUAGCAAUUAAUGCAUUUUGCAAGAAGAAAGAGUAUAGAGAGGUGUGGAUGGAGAUGGAAAGUGACGAAGAGCGAAUGAGAUGGAUUCAAAGCUUGCGAAAAUAACUUUUUAAAUAUUUGUUUUAGAUUUGUGGAAUGCCUAGGGUAUAUGACUUAUAUGAUGAUUUUAAUUUGGUACUUUUGGUUUGUUUGUUUUGGAUAUUUGAUACAUUUAAACUUUUCCAAUUAUAAGACUUUCUCUCUACAUUUUAUGGAUAUUUGUUUUGGAUAUUUAUUACUCAUACAUUGUUAUAACUAUUUGAUUAUAUUGUUAUGUUUUUAUUUCAUAACUAUUUUUUUUUAUAAUAGAUAUUCUUAUGGAGAAUCCUUCACAUCACUCAAAUAGUUCAAGUUUAUCAUCAUCAAGUGAAGAUGAAGAUACAAAGUUAGAAGUGACAAGAGUUUUAAAAAGAAGAUUGGUUGUGUUGUUGCUCAAAUUAUUGAGUGACUCAUCCAUUAAUAAGGAAUGAGUCUCUACUUCAUCAUUUACAGGUUCACUUUUCAUUCAAGAGCUUUUAAAUGGUUCAUCUAGCACAUGUUAUGAACUAAUGCGGAUGGAAAAACAUGGAUUUAUUUCUCUAUGUCACAUGUUUCGAGAAAAAGGAUGGCUUGUUGACAGUAAACAUUUGAAUGUUGAAGAGAAAAUGGCCAUGUUUCUUAUGACUAUUAGUCAUAAUCUUCGGAAUCGAUUGAUUAAGAAUAGAUUCCAACACUCAAGUCAAACAAUUCAUAAAUACUUCCAUGAGGUUUUAGUGGCCAUGGUGAAUUUCUCAAAAGAGAUGAUUACUCCUCCAUCAUUCAAUGAUAGUUCAAAUGGUAUCUCCAAUCGUCGGCUAAGACAAAUUUUUAAGGAUGUUGUUGGUGCAAUUGAUGGAACUCUUAUCCAUGCAUGUAUUCCCACUAAUCAACAAGUACCUUAUCGAGGUCGUGGGAGAGGAGAGUGUUUUCAAAAUGUUAUGGCAGUUUGUGAUUUUGACAUGAUAUUUAGGUUUGUUGUUGUUGGAUGGGAAGGAACAGCUCAUGAUUCAAGAGUCUUGACAGAAACUAUUCGUAACCCGCAACAUAAUUUUCCAAUGCCCCCAUCAGAAAAAUAUUAUUUAGUAGAUGCAGCAUACACACACACUCAAGGUUUUAUGACACCAUAUCGUAAUGUGCACUAUUGGUUGAGUGAUUUUCGUAGUGGUGGUAAAGCUGUAGGAAAAGAGGAGAUAUUCAACCAAUGUCAUGCAAGAUUAAGAAAUGUCAUUGAACGUGCUUUUGGUGUUGUUAAGGCGUGUUUUCCAAUCUUGAAGAGAAUGGCACCUUAUUCGUUUACUACUCAAACAAAAAUUGUCAUGACAUGCUUCUCCAUUCACAAUUUUCUUCAACAAAUCUCAGUUGCGGAUAGAUUAUUUUCUGAAUAUGACAAUGAAGUGGAAUUGGAAAGUGACAAUGCCAAUCAAAAUCAAAACUCAACUACAAGCAAUUUUUUUGCAGCAUCUGAUCAAGAAUUCAUGCAACAGUUCCGAAACCAAAUCGCAAAUGAACUCUUUGAAGUGUUUAGUUAA
Molecule: messenger RNA, 1704 nt
Organism: Vitis vinifera (wine grape)
Lineage: Eukaryota; Viridiplantae; Streptophyta; Magnoliopsida; Vitales; Vitaceae
Exons: 3
Coding region: 706-1704 (332 amino acids)
Source: RefSeq, a predicted model, not a curated record